Molecule: messenger RNA, 1491 nt
Organism: Brugia malayi
Lineage: Eukaryota; Metazoa; Nematoda; Chromadorea; Rhabditida; Onchocercidae
Exons: 9
Coding region: 1-1491 (496 amino acids)
Cellular component (GO): endomembrane system
Molecular function (GO): glucosyltransferase activity
Source: RefSeq, a predicted model, not a curated record
AUGUCUUAUUAUUUUUUGUUUGCCGCUGGUUUGUUCAUUUCAUCAUUCGCCAAAGGAGCUGAAAAUGCUCUCUGUUUCGGUGCACUUAAACUUGAUUUGCCGGUUCGCUAUUUGCAUAUACAGUUGCGGUAUGGCGAAACUAAUAUUACGCAAUCUGUAGGCCCUUUAAAAGUAUCUAUUUUGGGAUCUUGUCGUCAUCGGUUCCAACUACUUGAUUAUCACGACGGCUCAUAUGUGCUACGAUUGCGGUUAUGGUCUUCUUGUCUACAGAUGGUUAUCAAUAUUCAUACUCCAAACGGUGUCCCAUUGUGCGACUCCCCAAUUGUAAUUAAGAAAGCUGAUGGAAGUUUGCUUUAUUCGGAAUACUGUGAUUGUCCGAAAGGGAUCGUUUCGCAGUGGAUGCAGGAAUCUGGUUGUACAUCACAACAUUCACAGCUUGAUAGUGAUUUAAGUCAAUGGUCUACGAUUAAUUUUGAAGAAGUAUUAACGAUAGUAAAAAAGAAAUGGGCAAGUCCGCAGCAUCGCCGUGGCAGUGCAUUAUGUCAUUAUCAAAUCAUUGAAAAUAAUUUGUAUAGACAGUGUUUUGGUGAUUAUACGGGUUUCCGGAUAUUUGUUGAUGCAGCAUUCACGUCAUUGAUGAGAAAAAUGUAUUUGCCAAAUACAGAAUUUAUCUUCAAUCUUGGCGACUGGCCGCUUGCAAAGGCAGAAAGUGACCUUGUUCCAAUGAUUAGCUGGUGUGGUUCCAAAGAUACAACCGAUAUCGUAAUGCCAACGUAUGAGCUAAUGAAAUCAGUAAUUGACUCUAUGGAAUCGGUAAUACUCGACAUACAUUCCGUAAGAGGUGAAAAACAUUAUAAAUGGAAACAAAAGAAAGAUAAAGCUGUGUUUCGAGGUCGAGAUUCUAGUAAGCUGCGACUUCAUAUAGCGCAAUUAUCAAAAUUACAUCCUAAUUUUCUGGAUGCAGGAAUUACGAGAUAUUUCUUCUUCAACGAAUCCCAGCACACGCCGACGGUUGAAACAAUGCCGUUCCCUAACUUCUUCGAGUACAAAUUUAUACUAAGCAUUGAUGGAACGGUUGCUGCGUAUCGUUUUCCUUUUUUGCUGGCUGGAGAUAGCAUCGUUUUCAAAUCGUUCUCUGAUUAUUAUGAACAUUUUUACGCCGAUCUAGAAGAAGGACUACAUUAUUUUCACUUUAGUGAUUCAACUCUCAUUGAACAGAUCAAAUGGGCACGGACACAAGAUUAUAACAAGACAUUAAAGGCGAUGCGCCAAUUUGUGCUCCAGCAUCUUCAACCUCUGAAUGUUUACUGCUAUUAUGCCGAUUUUGUGCAGAAGUAUACUAGUAAACUGGAGAAUAUUCCGACACAACCUCAGGAUGGGAUGGAACUUAUCCCGAAAAUACCUCCGGAAAAACAAUCUACUGACCAGUCGUGCGAUUGUUCAAACCAAAUGAAGUCUGGCGAAAGCGUAAAUAAUAAACACGAAUUAUAA